This is a messenger RNA of Uloborus diversus, 1691 nucleotides long. RefSeq lists its product as uncharacterized. The record is from RefSeq and is a predicted model, not a curated record. Gene Ontology annotation, molecular function: oxidoreductase activity, acting on the CH-OH group of donors, NAD or NADP as acceptor. NCBI's taxonomy places the organism in Eukaryota, Metazoa, Arthropoda, Arachnida, Araneae, Uloboridae. Gene Ontology annotation, cellular component: cytoplasm. The transcript is spliced from 14 exons. The coding region runs from base 61 to 1650 and encodes 529 amino acids.
AAAGCUGUGCUUUCGUAGAAUAAAGUAGCUCUUAUCCUUCAAGUCAUAAGUUCUGUCAACAUGGCUGAUCACCCUGUUGCUAUAGUCACUGGCGGUGCUCAGGGAAUUGGAGCUGCUAUUGUGAAAGCCUUGCUUCAUAAAGGCUAUCGAGUAUGCAUUGCGGAUCUUCAAGAAAUGAAAGGGAAGCAAUUUGCUGAGAGUCUUAAUAAUGAAUUUGGUGCGAAUAAAGCCAUAUUUAUAUUAUGCGAUGUAACGAAAGAAGAGGACAUAGAAAGAGUUUUUGAGCAUACGAAAAAUAAGUUCCAGCGUGUGGACGUUUUGGUUAACAAUGCUGGAAUUGGUGAACACGAAAAUCCAAGAAAAGUAAUCGAAGUAAACGUGAUGGGUCCGAUUUUUGGUUGCCGACUAGCUUUGAAACAUAUGGGUACAUCAAAUGGAGGAAAAGGAGGAGUUGUUAUCAACACAGCAUCUGUAUCAGGAUUUCUACCUAAUGAAGCCUUACCAAGCUACACUGCCUCUAAACAUGCUGUGAUUGGUUUGACGAGGUGUUACGGGCUUCCUUCUCAUCUAUCCAGAGAUGGCAUCAUUUUUAGCGCCAUCUGUCCUCAUUUUUGUGACACAGACAUUCUGAAUCCUGCUAGAACUAAUCCCAUUGAAGGACUAGACAUCGAAUUUAUCAAAAAACAUUUGAUGACGCCGGAGUACGUGGCACAAGGUGUUUUAAAGAUAUUAGAGGAUAGGAUCAACGGCUCAACACUUGUCAUCACCAAGGAUGGAUAUCAAUACGUUGGGGUACAAGAAGAAAGAUUAAAUUCAUUUGUGUCUGAGCUUUUGAAACAGCGGCACGUGUUUUUUCUUAUUGAGAGAUAUUCAAAACAAUUUGGAGGAAUGUCAGAAUCACCUGUAGCUAUAGUGACCGGUGGGGCCCAGGGCCUUGGAGCAGCAAUUAGUACAGCACUAGUGCAAAAUGGCUAUCGAGUUUGUGUGUCGGACAUCAACAAAACGAAGUGCGAUGAUUUUGUGACGAAAUUACAGAGCCAGUUUGGUAAGGAAAAAGCAAUUUCUGUGGGUGGUAACGUUGUCAAUGAAGCCGACGUAAAGAAUCUCUUUGAAGUAACUCUUCGAUAUUUUAAUCAUGUGGAUCUAUUGGUAAAUAAUGCGGGCAUUAUUUGUGAACAAGACCCACGGAAAGUUUUGGAUGUGAACGUGAUUGGUGUUGUGAAUGGUAUAAACAUUGCGCUUCAAUAUAUGGGCAAAAGCAAUGGUGGAAAGGGUGGAAUCGUCAUCAACACAGCUUCAAUCGUUGGUUUGAUACCAUAUCCUGCUCUUCCUAUUUAUGUGGCUUCAAAACAUGCCGUCGUUGGAUUAACAAGAAGUUAUGGGUUGCCUCACCACUUCGAAAAAGAUGGAGUGCUGUUUGCCGCACUCUGCCCUUCGUUCGUUAACACAGACAUCUUGGAUGACAUCAGGACGAAAUCUUUAAUUCAAGGACUGGACGUCACGCAAAAGCCGGAAGUCAUGAGCCCUGAGUUCGUUGCUCAAGGGGUCAUCAAGCUGCUGGAAGACAAGAUCAAUGGAUCUACCCUGGUGGCGGAAAAAAAUAGUUUUAAAUACGUCGGCCUUCCUGAGGGCAUGGAAGUUCUGGAGUGAAGUAUUUUCUAAAUGCUUAUUUUAUAACAAUAAAAUAUCAA